Molecule: messenger RNA, 528 nt
Organism: Gongylonema pulchrum
Lineage: Eukaryota; Metazoa; Nematoda; Chromadorea; Rhabditida; Gongylonematidae
Source: the annotation of a GenBank genome assembly
UUGGCAGUUUCAGGCGAAGUAGUUGGCUUACAACCGGUCAAUUCUCGCGUAACUCAUCCGGAAAGGCUAACAGCUUAUCAGCAGUUAUACACCAAACAGGUAACAGCGACGACACGCACCAACACAGAGCCAUUGACAAUCGACCCCUCCUCAUUCGGGAGGAACAUGAUCACAAUAAAUAUGCGGCCUUCUGCAGAAGACAACACGAAAUUCAAUCAUCAGGCAUCCUCCGGAGCAACAACAAUAAAAUCAUCUUUCACAGCACCCAUCAAGCAUUUGAAUUCAACCCAUCUAAACAAUCAUACCCGAGAAUUUCCGGAAGAAAGAGUCGGACCUUCUCCUUUCCUCGACGAAUUCGGAAAUGCUCUUUCAGCACUGUUACCAGAUCGGCAGUAUAAUAAUCCGAAUCCGUACCAAUCAGAGUCACCACGAGAGCGCACAUCUAGUUCGGGAGCUGCUAGCUUCACUCGGCUCAACCAAAACAAGCCAGUUGCAGACAGUAUAUUCUCUAAUUUGCCUAUUUUUUAA